Alosa sapidissima (American shad) is the source of this 3066-nucleotide messenger RNA. It is a transcript of the gene cpeb4a, whose product is annotated as cytoplasmic polyadenylation element binding protein 4a. Gene Ontology annotation, biological process: negative regulation of cytoplasmic translation. Lineage: Eukaryota; Metazoa; Chordata; Actinopteri; Clupeiformes; Clupeidae. Gene Ontology annotation, molecular function: translation factor activity, RNA binding; ribosome binding; mRNA regulatory element binding translation repressor activity. Bases 621 to 2879 code for a protein of 752 amino acids. The transcript has 11 exons. The record is from RefSeq and is a predicted model, not a curated record. Gene Ontology annotation, cellular component: nucleus; synapse; neuron projection.
CUGGUGGAUCAGCUGUCACAUUCGAUGGUCUGUAAGGGACUAUCCUAAACGCUCAGCAGGGAAAAGAACAGCAUUACAUGUAAAAUACAAGAUAUACUAAAAUCAUGACAACAUCUGAAACCAUUUUGGAUCGAACUUGUCUGAACUGAUCGUCAACCGCGGAUUAUGCGAUACUGUGUCCUAUAACGUUUCUUCCUGUAAAACUGUGAGAAUGAUCCGCCGCGAGUGUUCUUGAGCAAACAGGACACGAUAACGCAGUGGUUACAAGUGUCACUCCAAUUUGACAGCGUGUUCAUUUAAAACACACGAGAUUUGGUAAGUGUCCUGUCGUGAAACUGACAGUAGACUAGAAAACGGUGUGGUCAUUUGUCAGCGACAGUCACCGGCUAACGUAUAGAUGUCGAACAGAUAAUUUAUUUAACUAAUUAGCUGGCUGCCUUGGAAUAGGCUUGCAGAGACGGAGAAACUACCCCAAUCCCGCACAGACAGGAGACGUCAUCAACAUUUUCCUGCAUUUAAAUGGUCGAAUCUGAGGAGGUCAUUGGCGAAAAGAGAAGAAAAUCGGUGUGAAAAGAGAUCGAGAAAAUUACAGCCGGGAGAAAGCAUACUGGAUUAUAUAAAUGGGGGAUUACGGUUUUGGAGCCCUGGUUAAGAACAACAGUGCUAACAAAUCAGUUUUCCCCGUGAGAAUUCCCCCACACCUGCAACAUCCAGUACAUCAUCAGACCGCCCCCCCGAGUCCCCCCGCGUUCAUCAACACCAGCACGGCUACCAAUGGUGGAAGUGCAGGGUCCGCUUGGCUCUUCCCUGUCGUGACGACCCACACGAACAUGCAAGAUGAGAUCCUGGAGCCUGAGAAGACCAAGGCGCAGCAGCAGCAGCAACAGGAUAUACAAGAAAUUCAAGAAAAGCAGCCCAUCUCCCCACCAGGCCAUCAAGAAACUUCAGGCAUCAUAUCUGACCUCGACAGCACCAUGCCAGAGGACAACCAGCUGGAGAAAGGAACCACAGAGAACGGGAACGGCAAGGAGAUCCUCCGCAUGGAGUCCCCCGUGCUCUCCGGCUUCGACUACCAGGAGACGUCAGGCAUGGGUACCAUGGUGCAGUCGGGGAGCUCUUCGUCCUCCUCCCUCACAGGCUUUAACAGCUGGUCCACUGCUAUCCCCUCCAACCCCUCAGCACUGGUCAACGAGGAAGUGGGCUUCUUUAGCCCGGCCGGCACCACCAGCAGUGGGCCGCCGCCACUCCUCUUCCAGAAUUUCUCGCACCACGCCAGCCCCAGCUUCGGGGGCAGCUUCUCCCACCAGAUGGGCCCGCUGUCCCAGCACCACCCGGCCCCGGCCCCGCACCCCCACUUCCAGCACCCCCACAGCCAGCCACAGCAGCAACACCGCCGCUCGCCGGCCAGCCCCCACCCUCCUCCUCCCUUCUCCCAUCGCAACGCUGCUUUCAACCAGCUGCCUCACCUAGGGAACAACCUCAGCAAGCCCCCUUCCCCCUGGGGCAGCUACCAAAGCCCCUCCUCCACACCCUCCUCCAGCUCGUGGAGCCCCGGUGGUGGUGGUGGUGGUGGUGGUGGUGGUGGCGGUUACGGAGGCUGGGGGGCCUCUCAGGGACGCGAGUACCGCCAGAGGAUCGCCGGGGGGAUGAUGCCCCUCAACUCCAUCUCCCCACUGAAGAAGUCCUUCCCCAACAACCAGACUCCCUCGCAGAAGUUCAACCGCAACAGCUCCGGCUUCAACCCCAAGCCCUGGCUGGAGGACAACAUGAACAGGAACGAGAGCAUCUUCCCCUUCCAGCAGGAGCGUAGCCGAUCCUUUGAUGGUUUCAGCCUGCACUCCCUAGAGAACUCCCUGAUUGACAUUAUGAGGGCUGAACAGGAUUCCUUGAAAGGUCGGUUUGGGUUCCCCCACCCAGGAGAUGGGUCUUUGCCAGUGAACGCAAGGAAUUAUGGGCGACGACGAGGUCACUCGUCCUUGUUCCCCAUGGAGGAUGAGCGUGGUGGCUUCGGGGAGGAUGACCGUGGUGGUGAUGGUGUCGGAGGCCUGGGCUCCCCUCAUGGAUUCCCCCACCAGAAUGGUGAGCGCAUCGAGCGCUACUCCCGCAAGGUGUUCGUAGGGGGCCUCCCACCCGACAUUGACGAAGAUGAGAUCACCGCCAGCUUCCGCCGUUUCGGACACCUUUUUGUGGACUGGCCACAUAAAGCAGAGAGCAAAUCCUACUUCCCUCCUAAAGGCUACGCAUUCCUUCUAUUCCAAGAGGAGAGCUCUGUGCAGGCCUUGAUUGAUGCGUGUAUCGAGGAAGAGGGCAAACUCUACCUAUGUGUGUCUAGUCCCACCAUCAAAGACAAGCCGGUCCAAAUCCGGCCCUGGAAUCUGAAUGACAGUGAUUUUGUGAUGGAUGGUUCUCAGCCACUGGACCCCAGGAAAACCAUCUUUGUGGGAGGUGUUCCUCGUCCUUUGCGCGCAGUUGAGCUGGCGAUGAUCAUGGACCGUCUGUACGGUGGCGUGUGCUAUGCUGGUAUCGACACUGACCCGGAGUUGAAGUACCCGAAAGGGGCGGGGCGUGUGGCCUUCUCCAAUCAGCAGAGCUACAUCGCCGCCAUUAGUGCACGCUUCGUCCAACUGCAGCAUGGAGAGAUUGAUAAACGGGUGGAGGUGAAGCCAUACGUGCUGGACGACCAGCUCUGUGACGAGUGCCAGGGCACGCGCUGCGGUGGCAAGUUCGCGCCCUUCUUCUGCGCCAACGUCACCUGCCUCCAGUACUACUGUGAAUACUGCUGGGCCGCCAUCCACUCACGCGCCGGCCGAGAGUUCCACAAGCCCCUGGUCAAGGAGGGUGGAGAUCGGCCCCGCCACAUCUCCUUCCGUUGGAACUAACCACCACUAGGAACAUGGGAGGGGAGAAGAGGAGGGGUGGGAAUUGGGAUUGGGUCAGGGGCCGGGACUGAUGGGUUGCCAUGUUAACUCGCAUACAUGCACUUUUCCUUUUUGCUGGUUCCUUUUUUAUUUUAAUUUAAAGAAAAAAAAAUGAAGUUCUUUUUUUUGUUUAGAUUUUUUUAAAAGA